Messenger RNA from Phycomyces blakesleeanus NRRL 1555(-), 1600 nucleotides. RefSeq lists its product as hypothetical. Gene Ontology annotation, cellular component: mitochondrion. The record is from RefSeq and is a predicted model, not a curated record. The annotation marks the transcript as partial. NCBI's taxonomy places the organism in Eukaryota, Fungi, Mucoromycota, Mucoromycetes, Mucorales, Phycomycetaceae. The transcript has 3 exons. Gene Ontology annotation, molecular function: protein-arginine omega-N symmetric methyltransferase activity.
GAUGCCAUUCCUUCAACGAUUUACUAAUGGCCAACCUAGUUUCAUUCGUUUCUCACAUCACAAAAGCAUCAAAGUAAUCAGACUUGGAUACAAUCAAUACUGUCGGCAACCACAUUCUGCGGCCCGUUGUCUGACAACAAAAUCCUCAAAGUCCUUUACGCGUACACAUCCUUCUGCUCAAAAUCAACAUGAACACCAUCAACAACGCCCGGGCUUCUUUACCCCUUUUUUUAGCCGGCACAAUGACAAGGAACAUGCCAAGUUUAUUCGGAGUACAGCAAACGAUGCUUCUAGUCUGCCAAAUGAACCCACACGUACAAAGAUGCUUGUCCGAGAUUUCAUUGACAAUUCAUUGCACCAUCCAAACUAUGGAUAUUUCUCAAAACAGGCUGCUCUUUUCUCUCCAGAAGUGAACUUUGAUUUCCUUUCAAUGCGCGAUCACCGAGAAUUUAUGAAUAUCCUUGGAAAGAUGUACAUAAGGAUGGAAAACGAACCUGAUGAGGUGAAUGGAAUAAGAUCCAGGCAGGUGUGGCACUCUCCUACUGAAUUAUUCAAGCCGUGGUAUGGUCAUGCUAUUGCAAAAUACAUGGUGUCCGAGUACAAGCUUAAUCUGUACCCUCAUAAGGACCUCAUUAUUUACGAAAUCGGCGCAGGUAAUGGCACUCUGAUGAUGAACAUACUAGACUACAUAAAGGAGCACGAACCAUCUGUCUACAAACGCACGCAGUACAAUAUUAUCGAGACAUCCACCAAGCUUGCCCAAAUACAGUCCGAGAGACAGGAUAUCCAAGAAGCGAAAGACAAGCACGCGUGUGUAAAGAUUAGUAACAAGAGUAUCUUUGACUGGGAUACAUAUGUUCCUGAACAGUGUUUCUUUUUAGGAAUGGAAGUUAUUGACAACUUUGCUCAUGAUUUGAUCCGGUAUGAUCUGGAGACUAUGGAGCCUUUCCAAGCAUUGGUUAGCAUUGACGACCAAGGGGAUUAUACUGAAAUGUACGAGCCGGUCGGAAACGACCCUGUUAUUGCCCAGUAUCUUGGGAUGCGCAAGCAAACCCACUACCGUAGCCCGGUACUGUCUAGCCGGGUAUGGCACAGGUUCUUAGGAUCUUUGCCGAUUGCACCCAACAUGACUGCACCCGAGUAUAUCCCAACAAAGCUGUUUUUAUUUCUUGACAUCUUGAAACAAUACUUUCCUCACCACCGUCUUGUUUUGUCCGAUUUUGCGUCUGUUCCGGACCCAAUCGAAGGUGUUGACGGUCCAGCUGUGCAGACCAAAUACCGCGGCUCGACCGUUCCCUGUUCGACCUACUUGGUCCAGCCAGGCUGGUUUGACAUCUUUUUUCCGACCAAUUUCGAAUUGUUGCGAGAAAUCUAUCUCUUGGUCUGCCGUGGAUCCAGGGCAGGGAAUCAAAAGAGUGUAAGAAUCCUGACACACCGCAACUUUUGUGAGAGAUACGGAGAGAUUGAAAUGACUACGACCAGAAGUGGAGAGAAUCCAAUGUUGAUGUAUCAUAGAAACAUGAAAAUGUUAUUAACUUGAUUACUUUGUCGAUCAAAUAAUUAAUCAAAAAAUCAAUAAAACAUUAAGAGUGUUAAUAAU